AUGGCAGGCGACCCCGCGAAACGUAACCAAAAUAUGUAUUGCGAGUAUCACCAAGAGCCGGGCCACACCACCGAUGAUUGCAGGAAUCUGAAAAACCACUUAGACCAGUUGGUCCGAGAGGGGAAGUUAAGACAUCUGUUGCAUCAUCCUACUGGAUGGCAGGAGCAGUUGAACAUCGAAAUAAGACAAAGCACAUUGAGACCACCCAUUGGCAUGAUAAAUGUCAUUCUCGCGGUAUCAGGAAGGACCGACUCCCAUUCUUUCAGAGUAAUGUCGGUGGGCCGGCUCCCCGCUGAAGCUGAGGACCGGGAGUCCAAGAGGGCUAGAGGGAUGGCCACGCCUCUAAUCGGAUUCUCGGAUGAGGACAAACUAGGAACCUUCCAACCCCACGACGAUGCCCUAGUCGUCACGCUCAGGAUUGAGGGAUAUGACGUGAAGAGGGUGCUAGUCGAUCAGGGCAGCGCUGUGGAAGUAAUGUAUCCUGACUUAUACAAUGGGCUGAAACUGAAACCAGAGGACCUGACAGCAUACAACUCCCCUUUAGUGAGUUUUGAGGGAAAAAUCUUCACUCCAAAAGACAUGAUUAGGCUGCCUAUACAAACAGGCUCGAACGUAGUGGAGGUGGACUUCAUAGUGGUAGAUGCAUACUCCCCCUACACCGCCAUCGUAGCCAGACCGUAG
This is a messenger RNA of Quercus robur (English oak), 681 nucleotides long. RefSeq lists its product as uncharacterized. The transcript has a single exon. The record is from RefSeq and is a predicted model, not a curated record. Lineage: Eukaryota; Viridiplantae; Streptophyta; Magnoliopsida; Fagales; Fagaceae. The coding region runs from base 1 to 681 and encodes 226 amino acids.